AUGCUUCAACUAAAGUAUCCUUAUCCCUACCAAAAGUUCAUCAAUCAGCCACUCUCUUACACGAAGCGAAAUAACCAACUGAGCCGAGCCUACCAGUUGAGUUCAUGGAAUAAUAUUCCUGUAAAGGCAGACAUACCCUCUGUUGCCCCAGUUGCUAGGUUAUGGCAGAGCGUUAAAUCCCUACUAACGCCACUACAACGUACAGCAACCUCUCGGAGCAACGUUGAUGAAGACCAGUCGGCUGUUGAGAGAAGAAUUCAGGAAUAUUAUGACCAAAGAUUGAACAAGAAGAGAAACAAAUGGAUGUUUAAACCCAUCAACGGCACAACCCCCCACUUAAAACACAUAUUUAUUGGACGCUGUUGGGAUUUUGUUACAACUAAGAGAAAGAACCUUCAAGAUCCAGAUAAACUAGAUUGUCAAGAGAUGUGGAAAGUCUUUUCGAAAAGUUUCGCUUUUAAGGGCCCAUGUGACGUGACAUACGAUGAUUACACUCCUUUCUUUAAUUUGUACAAGGAAAAGCCUCUUAAUAAUAGGGUUUGUGCUGUCUUGCUAUACAAUAGUACUUGGUUGUGCCAAGCCUGUACCAGGCUUUCGGUCAGUGCAGACGAGCGAAAAAAGCGUUCGAGCAGUAAAAACGAGUAAGCAAAAAACGGCGGGACGAGAGAGAUAGGGGAAGUCCUGUAUGCAUCUCUACAAAUACCUCAGCCCGCCCACUACCCCGAUCGCUCCCAGAAAAAUCGUUUCUUGUAUCGAAAUGACAAAUGUUAAAAUAUCAAAAUGUGCCGUGUAAGAGGCCGGGUUUUGCCCGCUCGCUUUCUUUUUUCUUUGUCCAACGACGUAACGGCAACGAGAACGUCGCUUAUAAUAAAAAGUGAAUUUGCGUUUUUUCAGUAUUCAUCGCGAUUAUUCCUGAAGAUGAAUUCCAAGGGACCAUAUCCAAGUCCAGAAACAUGGAGAAAAAAAUUUCGUUGUUGCUUGCUUACGUUCUCCAUAAAACGCGAAAACGGCAAAGAAAUGCACAAAAAUGUGUGAUGCACGUGCAAAGUUGUUGUUUGCUCAUUAAACCUAUUUCCUUUUUUGUUUUGUUUUGUUUUUUUUUUGACGUUCUCGUUGCUGUCGUUUUGUUGGAUCUUAAAAUCCCUAUGACGUGGUUGACGUCAAGUGUCAAAAUUGACCAAUCAUAGGGUAUAUCAGGAGUUGGCAUUAUGGAAUGAUGUAUUGAAAUCCAAUGCCUGGAACAGGCUGGGUUGUGUAAGAAUCGAAUUCAGGAAUGGGAUUUUCAGUAAUAGCAUGUCUAUUCCUUCGAAGGCAAUGUACACUUUUACCCACUAUUAGCUACUAUUUAUAACUCGCGUGUAAAAAACUGAAAUCAACUCUCAUUGUUUUAUUACAAGUUGGUAAGUGUAGGACACGCCUUUUUCUGGCGUAAUUAAAUUUUAAAGUGUACCUUUUCUCAGUUCAAUCUGGUGUUGUUUUUGUUCUUUUUGAUAUUUAAGGUAUUAUUCUGGUCUGGGACAAGAGAACUCACCCAUGCUUACUCCAGACUGUACGACAAAUUCACCACUUUGGAAGAUACAUUAGCGGGGUAAGAUUUACUUGCUUUUUAUUUCAGUUUGUUUGUUUAAUGGUGGAAAUAGUCAUAAGUAUUCAGGCAUUUCUUCUUACAAUAUCACUUUUUUUGAACAGCCAAGAAAUGAGGUCAUAUCCUUCCUUCCUUUUUCCUUCUUUUAUUUAUAUUCUUCCCUUUAUGUCGCUAACAUUUAAACGAAAAAUAAAUCGUUAGCUAUUGUUGUUUGAUUAAGGGCGUUUUGGCCGAGUGGUUAGCACUGGAUUUGUAGAUGCGGGUCCAAGUUUUGCCAUCGAUCUGCUUCUUUGAAUAACAAACUUUGCUCCAGUAAGCCGUUUCUUUUCACUAGUGGUACCAACGACAUACCGCCAUGAACAACCGAAUGAGGGAAUAUCAUCCAAUCCAGGAAGAGUAGUAACACAGUCAAACCUAUAUAAAGCGGUCACCAUUGGAGAGUGGCUUACUGACCCCUUAAUAUCCGGUUGACCGUUUAUACAGGUUUAAUUUAACAAACCUAAGUGUUAUUCAAGAAAAUAUAGAUGGUGAAAGAGCAACAAACAAUGUAUCUAUCCCACAAAAAAACGUCCUGAAAGUGCCUCUAGCUCUUCUUUUCCCAAAAGAAAGUAACUAAGAGACUAAUAAACGCCAUACGUACUGUAUCCGUUACACUAGUACUGGUGCAAUUGUCAAAGCGAUCGUCUAAUAGAGGUGAAGACAAUGCAAAUUAACCCGUUGGGAACGCGACCGUUUAAUGGAGGUAACCACAUAAUAGUGUCAGUUUUAUAGUAAUUGAGGGAAAUGAUUUCCGGGAUUUUGGUUGGUGACCGCUCUAAAGAGGGUAACCGCUAAACAGAGGUUCGCUUACAGGUUUGGCUGUACUCUUAGGUGUCCCAUGCUAUGAGCUCUCCCAGUGUAAUCGUCAUGGCUCUUGGUCCCUCGUAAUACACCUUUAUCAUUUACAUGCGACGGUUGGCCAGAAAGAGUUUAUCAAGAUACUACUAUCCUUCUUUUCGCCUACUUUUUGAGACACAUCCCCCCCCCCCCCCCCCCUCCCUCCACCUCAAAACACACUCCCCGACGAUUUUAUUAGUUUUUUCCCCUCGUUGUUUAAGGGCCGUUCAGGGGGGGGGGAGAAAAAAAGAAGGGUUUGUGAGGUGUGUCUUAUGUUGCGCCCGCACAAGAACAGAGAAUCUCUUUUUGGUCCCACUCUAUGAGCUCUCCCAGUUUAAUCGUUAUGGGUCUUGGUCCCCCUUAAUACACCUUUUUCCUUUACAAGGGGGGGUUUGCGCGAAAAAGUUUAUCAAAAUAUUACUUUCCUUUUUUUCCCCUACUUUUUUAGACCCAUCCCCCCCCCCCCCCCUUAAUCGGUAUACCUCAACAGAUUCCAAGGUGAUUUAUUGAUAGUUUUUCCCAGGUUUCUGAUGAACGGCUUGACGUGGUGUGGCAAAAAAGAAGGAUCUGGUAUGGACUUUAAGUCUUGUCCCUACGAAUGCAGCAAACAGAAACCUUUUUGGGGUCAGGCGGCAGCUAAAGUAAGCGGUAAAACUAAUGAAAGAGUUCUAACGUUAAUACGCUUGGUGCAAGAUCAAACUCGACAAUGAUUGUAUCCUGAAAUGCAGGGCUGGAGAAAGAUGCUUGACGUUUUAGGCGUUAGGGCAAAAAAGGAGCGGGGAGGGGAGGGGAGGGAAGGGCAGGAAAAAAAAUAUGAAACAGUCGCGCAACCGAAGGAAACUGCAAAGCAGGCUACGAUGAGAUUGCGGACUGCAAAAUUCUACGCUCAGUAUACCGAAUACAUGAAAGAAUUUUAUUUUUAAGAGAGUGAUAAUCUGAGCAUUUCGUGAACAAAAUGUAUCUCUUCUUUUGGGAAUAAUAAAACUUUGUGAAUUGCUACAAUCUAGGUUCAGUUUCGCGAAAAUUUGACCAAAAAACUUAAUGUGAUAUUGCGUGUUGCUAAGGUGAGAGCGGGAACAAGGAGCAUUUCUUCAGAAUUUAAAACUUGUCCGAUUUAGCAAGUAGCUCACUACAUCCAGGACUGCGAGUGAAGUUAAAUUUUCUAACCGUACUUUACAAUUUAUUUGUUGACUUUUCACGGAAUUCGGUAUACACUAUACAAAACAUCCGGGAAGUUUCCGCAUAGACUGUCGUGUCCUUAGAGCGUUACAGCGAUGGAAGAGAAUUGCGGAGAGCUUAUAUCUCCAACCAAAAGCCACCGGCUUUAUGGUCCUGUUAAACAAGUAGCGUUUAUUAAUUUAAAUAGAUAUUACUGGCCGAAAUAUAACGAUUUUUUCUAACUUAUUAGCUGGCAGAGAGGGCUAGAGGUGUGGUACACGUCAUGUUGAACGGAACAAGACAGCAUUUUCUGGACAAACAGAUUUUUCCCACUUUUAUGGAUGACAGGUUCGAGCUGUUAUUCGCAUUUAUUGACUAAGUGAUGUGUGCAAGGAGUUGUGAACUUGCCAUUUGAAAGGGGCGGUUUCAUCGGUCCUACUAACCCAAGAAACUUUCUGUUUACUUAUAAAGAGGACACGUACAGUUGUCUUCUCACUCGCAACAUGGCCAUUAACAUCACCAUUUUUCUGGCUUUCUGGAUUUAUUUGCCUUGACGAGUGAAAACCAAAACGUAUCUUUUAAGCACUCUCACCUAGCCAUUUUUCUUUUUGUUUCCAAUGUCUUAUAGCUAUCUGGCGGAGCAGCAAUUGCCGAGUCUUCCUAUACCAGGUGUCACAGAGUUUAGGAUUCUCGUGGGUCAUUCUCUUCAUCACAAAUCUCUGUAAGCAUUAUUUUGAUAUGCAACUUAAAAAACAGUUUGAUUAGAAGAGACCUUCAUUUCAAAUUAUUAAUUGUAAGUGCACGCAGAACAAAGCAAGAAGUUCCAGAAAGAAUUUUGAAAGGAGUUGAUUCCAGAUCAUUGUCCAAUGAAGCCUCCUGUUUUGUUUAUUUUGGAUUAACGGCUUGUUAGAAGUAGUUCGUAUCAAAAUGUAAUAGAAGAUGGCUCAGUAAUCGUUAUAAUCAUUCAUUUCAAAACGUUUUAUUUAUCGAUUUUAUAGAGAAAGAUGCGACAGCCUGACUGUUCUUGAGUUAGAAAAUCGAGCCAAGGCAAGAGGAUUAAAGACCACAUGCUUCGAUAACCCCUAGUAAGUAUGCUUUUAAAAGUACUCUCUUUGAGCACUAGUUUUACAGUUUGCAUUUAGAGACUCUCGAUAAUCAAACCUCGCUGAGAAACUUGAAUUUUGGCCACUCAGACGUCUUUUUUUGUUUUUGCCUACAGCUUUAUCCGACAUCUCCUGUGCUUGGACAAUCCAGCAGAUCCUUUGUGCCUCUUCAAGAUACCUGAUCAAAAUACCCUCAUAUAA
Molecule: messenger RNA, 4923 nt
Organism: Porites evermanni
Lineage: Eukaryota; Metazoa; Cnidaria; Anthozoa; Scleractinia; Poritidae
Source: the annotation of a GenBank genome assembly